This is a messenger RNA of Oxyura jamaicensis (ruddy duck), 2287 nucleotides long. It is a transcript of the gene PTCD1, whose product is annotated as pentatricopeptide repeat domain 1. Lineage: Eukaryota; Metazoa; Chordata; Aves; Anseriformes; Anatidae. The transcript has 8 exons. Bases 15 to 2135 code for a protein of 706 amino acids. Gene Ontology annotation, biological process: tRNA 3'-end processing. Gene Ontology annotation, molecular function: protein binding; tRNA binding. The record is from RefSeq and is a predicted model, not a curated record. Gene Ontology annotation, cellular component: mitochondrial matrix.
AGGUCCCCCCCGCCAUGAGGCCCGCGCCGCUCCGGCUCCUCCUCGCCCUCGCCCCGCGGUGCCGCCGGCAGCCCCCCGGUGUCCCCCCGGUCCCUCUCGGUGUCCCCCCGGUCCUUCCCCGUGUCCCCCCGUCGCUGUGGGGCCGCAGGGCGCUGUGUUCAUCGCCGGGACCCCCCCACGGCGAGGAUCAGAGGGAAGGAGAGGGCUCGGGAGGCUGCGUGGAGGAGGAGGAGGAGGAGGAUGAAGGCGUGGAGUUUGGGACGCUGUCCACGAGGUUUUCUGGUAGAAAGUUUUAUCACAAAACCACGGCGCGGUUCCGGGAUUUAAAGCUCGAAGGAGGGGGAGAGGAGGACAUGGGAAGGAAGCCCCGGCGCGGGCCUAGGAACACCCCGUACUGGUACUUCUUGAGGUGCAAGGCACUCAUCAAAGAAGACAAGCUGGCAGAGGCUCUGGAGCUGUUUGAGGUGCAGAUGCUGAAGGAAGAGCGAGUGCAGCCGGAAGAAAGCAAUUACACUGUUCUAAUUGGUGGCUGUGGCAGGGUUGGCUACGUGAAAAAGGCAUUCAAGCUCUACAACGAUAUGAAAAAACGAGGCUUAACUCCCACUGAGCCCACGUACACAGCCCUGUUCAACGCCUGUGCUGAAUCACCCUGGAAAGACUCGGGCCUGCAGAGCGCCCUCAAAUUACGGCAGCAGCUAAAGAGCAAAAACCAAGAGCUGAAUCUGAUAACUUACCACGCGCUGCUGAAAGUCUGUGCCCUGUGCUCAGAUCUCAGGAUGUGCUUCGACGUGCUGAAGGAAAUAGUGCAGAAGGGUCACGUUCCCACAGCUGAGACCUUCAGCUUCCUUCUCAUGAGCUGCAUAAAGGACACUGAAAGUGGCUUCCGAUACGCCUUACAGGUUUGGAAACAGAUGGCUAAACUUGGAAUAAAGGCCAACAGCCACACGUACAACUUGAUGCUGCGUGCUGCCAGAGACUGCGGAAUUGGCGAUCCGGUUGUGGCUUCCCGAGUACUGCUCAGACCCACCGAUGUGAGCUCACCUCAGCUAAGGCUUGCACCCGGCCUGCAGAAGGUGAAAAAUCAGAGGAAGAAGGGAUCGGAGGGCGCGCCUACUGCCCAGCUGGACGUGGAAGCCAUGGAAAAGCAGUUAUUUCAGGAGAGUUUGAUGCAGCCUGAAGAACUGAUCAGGCAACAAAAGAAAGAUGUGAGUGAGGCUGAAAUGAAACUAGUGCCAGCUGGUGUCAACAGCGGCACUGAAGCAUUGAUGAGGGGAGGUCAGAAUGAGCUAGAGCAAGACCAAGCAUGCCUAAGCCAGAAGCUGCAUUUGUGCAAGCUGCCCAACUUGCUGGAUUCACGGAUACCUGACGCAGCUGUCGUUUCCCUGGGGACAGUGGCCACGCCAUCCCAUAGACUGGCUUUGAUGGGGGACGUGGGGGGCUUCUUGAACAAAAUGAAGGAGGACAAUGCAGAACCCAACAUUAAAACUUUUACAUUACUGGCUGAGCUGGUGGAACCCCAAAGCCCGUCAGAAUCCUCUCUUCUGGCACUCCUGGAUGAGCAUAAGGUGAAAGUAGACGUGACCUUCUUUAACACUUUAAUAAGGAAGAAAAGCAAACAGGGAGACCUAGAAGGAGCAAAGAGCCUGCUGCCAGCUCUCGCGAAGAGGAGCAUAUCACCUAACCUCCAGACAUUUUGUAGCUUGGCAAUUGCUUGCCACCGAGAGAAGGAUGGGUUGCAGUUACUCUCAGAUUUGAAGACGUCCGGAAUAACUCCCAACAAGUACAUCUACAGCGCCCUCAUCGGUGCCGCCGUGAGGCAGCUGGAUUACAGCUACCUCACGGAGAUCCUGCGAGACAUGAGGAGCACCGAGGUGCCUCCCAACGAGGUCAUCAUACGCCAGCUGGAGUUCGCAGCGCAGUACCCGCCGAAGUUUGACCGGUAUAAGUCAAAGAACCCCUACCUGGCGAAAAUUGACGGCUUCCGGGGCUACUACCACCGGUGGUUAAAAGUCAUGGCAGGAGAGGAGACGCCCCACCCCUGGGAGAAAUACCGAACAGCCAAACGUUCGGAAGGUGAGGAUAAGGAAGAGGAUGUGCAGGGGAAGCUACGCCAGGAUGCUGCAGCUGACAGCUAGGGCCUGCGUGUUCGUGUGCUGGAAGAACUCAGAAUUCACUCCCUUAAGCUGCCUCCUUGUACGAAAGCUGUUUUGUAGUUCCAGGAAGCCAAGCUCUUGCGAUAACCACUAAAUAAAAUAUUUGUCCUCUGUUUUGAGGAGAAGCAAAUACA